Molecule: messenger RNA, 2544 nt
Organism: Neurospora hispaniola
Lineage: Eukaryota; Fungi; Ascomycota; Sordariomycetes; Sordariales; Sordariaceae
Exons: 5
Coding region: 1-2544 (847 amino acids)
Source: RefSeq, a predicted model, not a curated record
AUGCCUAACUCUAAUCGACUCACAACACCACGUGCAUCGAACGGGGUCGAGCCCGCCAAUCGACCGCAGGGAUCCACCCAAGACAACGAUAACGCCGCGCCGACUUCUGACAUUUCCGGCACCGUUCCAGCCAACAAAAAGGUCCCUACCGGCCUGCCCACCUCUACCAAGAACAAGCCGUCUCCGUCCAACGAUGGCUUUGCGCCUCCGUUCAGUACUACCGUCAUCGGAAGCUCCAACGCCCUGUCGAGCAAGGACCGCGGCAUCAGCGGCGCCAAAAAGAACCAGAGCAGCAACGUUGCCGUCUGGAGCCUCAAGAACACCAGCUCCAAGGCGCCAGAGAGUUUCGAGGCCGUCCUCUCGACUAAUGGCCCUGCGCCUGCUGAAACUGUCUUUGAUGUCGAUAAUCGGAAGAAGGUGAACGCCAGGGACUUUGGGCCCGGUGGGAAGUACAGAUCCAUCGUCAAGCUCUUCCUGGUGUACCAGGACCCAAGCACCAAGAGCCCGAGAACGCUGAUCGCGACGGGCUGGCUUAUCGCCCCCGACCUGAUUGUUACCGCGGGCCAUUGCGUCUUUGACUGGGGACACUACCUCAACCAGGUCGUGGAGAUCAAGGCGUACAUAGGGUACAACGGCCGCGCUUCCAUUGGUUCUCCCAGUGUCCAGUUCCGCAAAGGCGUCAAGGUCGCGACUACGUCGGAAGAUCUGGACAAAGGCGAACACAUGUACGAGUGUUUCAUGAAGGUCAAGUUUGACGUCGUCAAAGCCAAGUUGUUGCUUGAGUACAAGAUUGAUACCUACGGUGGGAAUUCUGGUGCGCCUGUCAUCCGAAGCAGCGACGGUGUCUCCAUCGGCGUCCACGUCAUGGGAGGCAAGAUCAACCAGGCCACUCUGAUCGGCAAGAUGGGCAACAUCUUUGCGCCCUUCAUCCAGGCCCUGGCCAUGUCGGAGAAGAAGAUGCCCAAGGGGCCACUACAGGUCUCAUGGCUGCAGAUGACGGCCCAGCCUAGCGAGGCGGGCGAUGACGAGGCGUUCGAGGCCGACCUGAGCGUCGAGGCAGUUAACUACGACGAAAGCAGCGAGGCCGAAUCCGGAGAACAGCCCGAUCCCUCGUCGGAGGCCUACCAGUUAAAGCAGAUCAUGACCCGGGGCAAAUCCUUCAGCCAGACCUUCAGCGAGCGCGUCUCCGACGUGGGGUUGCCCGCCUCUUUGGGUCUGUCCGGAAAGCUAGCUGCCAUCUAUGCCCACGCUUUCUGCCACUCCAUGCACGCUCGGAACUCCAAGACCAAACGUACCUCUACCCUGCGAGAGGGGGCCGUUGGAGAAGCCGACACGGAAGCGUCGUCCGAAUCACUGGAUCCCGGCUCUCUGGGUCGCGCAGUGCUGUGUGAGGCCGCGUUAGACACGCUCUUCUCGCUUGACAAAGCUACGAUUAAGCGGCUGAAGGUCUGGGACCUGAUGGCGAAGCACGCGAUCGGGAGCAGCCCCCGGGUUGAGGGGUUCUGGAACUACAAAAUUCAGGGCGGCACCAUCGGCGCACAGCUGGCCACCGCGGCCAUCAGCAGCGCCGCAGGGGCCCUCAUUUCAGGCGUUAGCGGCCUGGUCAAGAAGUCGUUGGACAAGGACGGUGCCAACCGGAAGCCCGGAGAGGCGGGUGAAGAGAACACUGAAGACCAGGAAGGUGGUGACCAGGAAGGUGGUGACCAGUCAGCACAAGGAGGGGAGGCCGGCAUCAACGCUGAUCCCAACGAAGGUGGGGUCCUGCCAACGACUACCACAGGUGAACCACCGAAUGGCAACGGGACCGCCACCGACAACAUGCCCAAGGUCAAGACGAGCAUGAACGCCUUCAUCCAGAAGCUACUGCAGCAGUCCGCCAAGGCCGGCUCGGCGGAUAAGCGUCUCCUAUCGCUGCUGCAAGAGUGCGCUGAGACCGAAUCGCUAGCCGAGAGCAUGCCCAAGCUUGUUGAGUCAGUAGCGCCUUCUAAGGGCGGUGAUGAUGGCCGGAAGCCCGACGAGAGCGCCGAGGCUGAUGAUGAAGCCGGGGAGGCUGACGAAGCUGAGGAGGACAUGGAAGCGGCGGCCGAGGCAGAUAAAGUACACCAAGGCCUCAAGGCGCGCCUGAUCCUGGGCGAUGCGGCACUCGAGACACUUGUGGAGCUGACGACGACGGAGUCGUUCGAGUCGGUGGCUUCAACGAACACUGAAGGCUUCUGGGGUAAACUUUGGCACGGCAUCAAGUCGGUUGGAAAGGGCGCUCUCAAGGCCAUUCCCGGCGUCAUUGUGUCGGCGGCCGGGGGUGUGCUCAUGAAGAAGAUUACUGAGGCUAGUGAGGCCGUCGAUAAUGGCAACACGGAUGCCAAUCCAGAUGGCAAGUCGGGCAGUGAUAGGAACUCGGGCGAGACGGGUGGUAAAGCCGGUAAUAAUGACGAGGCCGGCGAUGGUGAUGAGGCUGGCAAUGAUGACAAGGCCGGAGAGGAUCCGGAGCAUGAGGCCAUGGAGAGCUUCGAAGAUUGGGUGAAAGGUCAGUCAAAGCAGACGUAA